CCUGCUAUCGACUAGCUACAGAACCCCUGCCCGCGCACGGGAACAUGAAUAACGCAAGAGUUAAUUGGCACGCUCACAACACACAGACACACACAGAGCCUGGUGUGUGAAGGCUUUAAUGUCCCUUUAUUUUUAUUAUUCCACACCUGUGCCCGGUCUCUUAAAGAAUAAUACGUGUUAAUGUCUGUUCCAAAACAAUAUUUAAAAUGAUUGUAGUUUCUGUGAGCUCUUGUAAAUGGGGUAUCUUUUGUUCCGAGUAGAUCGCUCAGCAUUAAUACAUUUAAUGCACACAGGUUCUCUAUCCAUGCACUACACGCUUUUCCCACACAAACCACCGAAAAGGGGAACUGUGUUAUAGUAGGCGCUAUUUUACACCGGGACCUAAUUUAUUGUAACAACAGGUUGUUUACAUCGGAAGUGAAGGGCAGAAGCACUGGAAAGCAGACACCAGGCGUGUGUGCAUAGUUUAAAAGGUUUAGUGAACCCUGCUGAGUUGGUCUCUUAUUAUAAAUAAUGUGGUGGAAUAUCAGGUAGUUUAAAAUGUUGGUUGGCUACAGCAGCAGCUCGGAGGAAGAGGAGGACAGUGAGGCUGGCGGUGAAGCGCCAGGAGCGACCAAUCAAAGUGAAACUACCUGCCGAAAGUACCAAGAGGAAGAUGAUGGUUUCCCAGCGAGGAAGAAACCCAAAACUGAGGAAGAGGCCCCUAAAUCGAGACUGCCUCUCCCGGGAUGUCUGUCGGCCAUGUUUACAGAUGAGGUGGACCCUCAGACUGAAGACGGCUCUCUUCAUGGUGGACGCAUCCGCUCCUUCAAGCAUGAAAGAGGAAACUGGGCUACCUACAUUUAUUUCCCAUAUCCUCCCGAGGAUGAGUUUGGGGAGCUGUUGGAUGGGCUGCUCUCGGCAGCAGGCGCCCGGGGUGUGGUUUUGACUCCGCAGGAAGAGUUCCACCUCAGCCUGUCUCAGACGGUGGUGCUCAGACACCACUGGAUCCAGCCAUUCACACAGAGCCUCAAGACAAGUCUUGCACGCUACAAAAGGUUUGUGUGCUCAGCAGGGAGGCUGCAGGUCUAUUGUAAUGCGGAGAAGACGAGGACAUUCCUGGGGAUGGAAGUGUCAACUGGGCAUGCUCAGUUGUUAGACCUGGUCCAAGUUGUUGACAGGACGAUGACAGAGUUUCACCUGGAGACUUUCUAUAAGGAUCCAUCUUUUCAUGUGAGUCUGGCCUGGUGUGUUGGAGACCUGACAGUGCAGAUGGAGGAGUGCAUACAGGAGCUGCAGAGUCUAGUAGACAACCAUGAAGAUGGACCAUUUGUGUUGAGGUUGGACUGUUCAGAGCUUCGCUGCAGGACGGGAAACAAGACUUUCCGCUUCCCUCUGGAAUCCUAGACCAUGUCGAGUCGACGGCUUUGUUGCACAGCUAAGUGGAGGACUCCAGUGUUGAGUGAUAGUCAUCUGCAAAGCCCAUUUAAGAACUGCUGGAAUGCCCCAAUGAAGGGGAUCACAGCUAAUAAUGAAAGGAGGUGUUACUGAUCUCUAUGCGUCUUUAGUACUGUAUUUAAAUAAAGCCACUUGUUUUGUACUUUU
This is a messenger RNA of Archocentrus centrarchus (flier cichlid), 1584 nucleotides long. It is a transcript of the gene usb1, whose product is annotated as U6 snRNA biogenesis 1. The transcript has 7 exons. The record is from RefSeq and is a predicted model, not a curated record. Gene Ontology annotation, cellular component: nucleus. Bases 541 to 1386 code for a protein of 281 amino acids. NCBI's taxonomy places the organism in Eukaryota, Metazoa, Chordata, Actinopteri, Cichliformes, Cichlidae. Gene Ontology annotation, molecular function: 3'-5'-RNA exonuclease activity. Gene Ontology annotation, biological process: U6 snRNA 3'-end processing.